AUACAGUAAACAACGUGACGUCACUUCCGCUUUCAGGUUGACAGCAAAACAACAAAAGCAGGAGCGAUAAAAAAAAAAAACAUCUUCACAUCUAGAAGGAUUUCAGAAAGCCGUAACUAAAUGAAGGUGAUGACGUCACAGCAGGAAGCGGAGGAGAUAAACUCACCUUCUGCUGACUGCAACAACCAUCACUUGUGUGAAGACAGAGAAGAGGAGGAGGUUUCCCCUGACAUCCAAGAGGAACAGUCUAAUGACACAGAUAAGGAUCACCCCAUCUCAGAAGGAGGAGUCAUGUGGCGAGUGGGCGGUGGCUUAUUCAGCAUGACACGAAACGUUGUUGGAGCGACCCUGGGGGGCGUUGCGUGGGUCGGCACAAAAAGUUUUGAGCUCACCAAGACAGCUGUUACCAGUAUGCCGGCAGCCAGUGCAGGAUUGGUCAAAGGAAGUGUCUCCAUGGUUACAGGAGGUGUUGGAGCUGUGGGAUCUGCGGUGGCGAGUAAAGUCACACCAAGGAAGAAGGACAAAGCUGACUGAUGGACAGCAGGCUUGUGUGUGUAUGCGUGUGUGUAUAUGUGUGUGUGUGUGUGUGUGUGUGUGUGUGUGUGUAUGUUUGUGUGUGUGUGUUGCAAACAAGAGCAAAAUAUCUUGAGAGCUGAGAAUGGAUCUCAUCGCAUUUUUCCAGAUUAAAGCAGUCUCUUCACUCAUACAUCAACAAAGACACAAAAGCAGCUGGAUGUCCGCCACCCAUGGAAAAUCUGAUCCACAAGGAUGCACGGCUGUCAGUGAUGCAGAGGUACAACAAGAGGGCAGCGAUGGCGAGUUGGGGAACAAAAACCUUUAUGUUAGUGUUAACUGUGCAUGGGAACAACAUGCUUGUGUGCACAAAAUGAAACUAUUGCUGGUCAAUUCUCCAGUCAAAAGUGAAUAUUCAAAUUCCAUUAUGUGCUCUGGCUCAAAUAUUCUAGAGUGUAUUGAACACUAGAGAUAGCAGAAUACUAUUUUAUCAGCAUGUCUCUAAUGUAUUUUGAGAAUCUUUAGUAGCAAACGUUAAAAAGAUGGACAGGUUACAGCAAUUGGUAUUGAAUAGAUUUGUUUCGGGGGAAGAUAUUUUAAUGAGAAACUGUGUCAGCAAUGCAAUGAUAAGGUUUUCUGAUGAAGAGGACAGUAGGACUAUUAUAGUUAAUAAUACCCCUUCAAGAAACCAACAUGUGUGCAUUAUUCAGAGAGUAUUAUUGCUAUUUUAUGCACACUUACCCUUUCUGAGUGACACCAUUGACUGUAUAUUAAUAUGGACCCUCUAUUUAUUCCCAUUGUGCCAUGGGAAGCCAAUACUGCCUCAGUGGCGCUGACAUAUUACUCUGGUGGAGCCAUGGCAUGUUCUGAAUUGAUCUAACUGGUAAAGCUGUGGGACAGACAUAACACCCCUUCCACCAACCAAAACACACAUUUACUUUAGCUCAUCAAAGACCUCUCUGGUUGGUACAUCCCACAGAAGAGCAGAUUCUUUAAUUUGAUUCAGAGCGGUGUUUGCUACUUUUUGUCUCAGUGUUCCUGCACUGGUAAAAAAAAGCUUAACUCCAGGACGGCAGAAAAAUGAACACCUGCACUUGAAUCAUCAUAAGAACUAAGUGCAAUGACAGAAACUAUUGUAUGUUUGAGGAACAUGUAUAUGACAUACAUUUUCAUUUUCUAUUUUGAUCCAUGUCCCAUCUGUUAUAAUAGAGUAGGCGGGCUUUUAGACUGCUAUACUACAGCCAGUCACCAGAGGGAGCUUGAAAUGUUAUGGUUUCACCUGGGAUAACUGUUGUUCUGUCCAUGUUAUUAUAAAGUCUAUGUGUGACACAAUGAGUUGGCUUCAAACGAACUGUUGAAAAUAGAAGAGUUGAGGUUGCAGCAAACCAGCGACUCUCUUGCUGUAUAAGCAAAAUUUUAUGUAUUUGUUAAUGCAGUCUGGUGGCUUGAAGGAGAGAAGUGUAAAAGAAAACCUCUCAAACAACAUAAACUGUAGCUCUGUAGGGAUCUUUUUUGUAAUGUCAGAAAUUUUUCAAAAAAUCUGCCUCCGUCUAUAAACUACCUAAGCUAUUUGAAAAGUGGUAGCACCAGUUAUUAAUUUAAUUAAGAGAUAUCCAGCGUUGAUAUUGCGCUUUAGGCAAAAACAGCCAAAGCAAAAGCUCAGAUAAAAAAUGAAUGCUAUGUAUAACAACAUCACCCCCUUUCCCCUUGUCCAUGUGCUCAUCAGCAAUCAUUCCUGAAAGGAUCAGCCACAGCACGUUUGACUCAUGUGUUAGUAAAAGACAUUCAUCACUUAUCAUUGUAACACUGCUGAACUGCAGGCUUCAGCUGAUCUCUGGUGUUACAGUGGCUGUAAUUAUUUGAACCAAAUGAAAGACAACUUGAAGUGGUGAGGAAAGAGAGGUGAGAUGAGUCGUAGCAAAACUUUUUGUAUGCAGGGGGCUCUUGAGUUGGGUAGUCAGAUGAACAGGCUGAAAUAGAGGACAGAGCCCCAGAAUCUCAAGUGAGAUAUGACUUGUAGCAGAAAGUUUGUAUCAGCAAUAAAUAGUGCAACGGUUUCAUUUGUAAAUUCUGAAUCUUAUGUUUACAUUGAUAAGAUAAAAUGUGAAAUAUCUGCUAAACUUCAAUAAAUGCACAAGCAGACUUUAAGUUUAGGUCAACUUAUAUACAAAUGUACAUUUCAUAAAGUCAUCACUUAAGCUUGUAUAUAUGGUGCAGGCUGAAAAGCAGUGGAUGCAGCCUUAGUGACAUCAUUGUGAUGUGCCAUUUUGCUGAUUUCAUCAAUGCACUCCUGAAAUGUUGUAGCCAGAAGUGGUCACUUGGUGUUGCCAAUGGUUAAUGACUUGGACUGGCUAGGACUAACUUUUCCUUGUGUUGCCAUUGUUUAAAGUCUGACUGGCAACUUGAGAACUGAGAAUGCAGUUAGUGUUGAAGAAAAACAUCUAUGAGGGAAUCAUGUGUCCACUUGUAUGCAAAUACUAGUCUAAAGGUGUUACAGCUAGGGUUGGUAGCCACGGAAAACUAGCAUGAAUUUGAAUGUAGCAUUUCCUCAGGACUCCGUCUAACACUUGUGGCACAUGAGUUUCCCCCACAGGGGAUUAAUAAAGUUCUUUAAUCGAAUCUAUUCAGGAGGAAUACGGCAGGACAGGAUUUGAUUGGUUUCAUAAUUUGGCUCCUGAUGGCAGGGAUUGGUUAUUGUUUUCCCAGGUUUAUUCCGGCUGUAGAUAGCAGCUUUUUUUCGCUCUUUUUUAAGAACACAUUAUGUAUUGAUUGCCAUCGGGACAUAAAGAUCAUUUCACCAGUAUAACAAAAAGUGGAUCUAAAAUUGACUACCAACCACAACUUUAAGUAAAGCUAAACUGCGGUUAGAUGACUACUGAUGGGUUCAGGGGUUGUAUCACAGUGGGAUUAUAGUUACGGCCUGCUAACACUUGAGUGGACAAUAAUACUCAUUCAAACAAACAGAACACUCCUCAUACCAAACACCGGUUCCAUGCCUUCACAUUCUGCAUCUUUAUGCAGAAUCUGUAUAUAGAGAGUAAUCUUACCCUGAAGCAUACAUUGCUCUACAUUCUAUGUUCCCUCUGAAUGAGAUCGAAAUUUACAAAUUGAUCGUCAUGCUGUAAGACUUUCAUCUAGUGCUUGAGACCAUAAACUGACGAGGAAAAAUGACUUUGGUAAUAAACCAAGUCAGGAGUGGGAGUGUUUGGAAUUGGUUUUUACUCAGUCUUUUUUGUGCCAAAAGUUGAAUAGCCCUCUGCUGGCCAUUAGACAGAAUAUAGCUCUGAGGCACUUAAGCAUUUACCCCACGUUUAAAACCAAGAUGUUACAUCAGCUUCUCAUACAAUCAAUAGUACAUGCAUGUGUGCAAGUGAACAUACACAUCAAGCAGUGCAUGUUUCUUGUACAACAAAAAAUGUUUAAACACUGGUAAGCACUGCAUACUGCAGCAGGUUCAUAACAGUUUCUCUUGUAUGUACUAUUUUCUUUAUUUUGUUUUUAAGUAGCACAAUCACAUUUUAAAUCAUUAUUCCUACUUAUUUAUGACAUGUAUCUAUGAGCAGUAUGAUCCACUGUAUACCACUAAACAAAGAAGGGUGACUCUGAAACAUGUUUUAUUUUUUCUGUGCUCACUCGCAGGUUAACAACUUUUACAUUCACAGACUUAGAUUUACAGCUGUUGAUCAGACAUUAAGUUAUUGUUAGCUUGAUUUGGUUGUCAACAAUGACAUGUUUACUUACACUGGGAGCAUCUGUUUCAAGGCUGUGUACACUGUGUAAAAUAUAAGUGCAAUAUUAAAAUUUGAAAAUGUAACAGGCAAGUAUUGGCCUGAACACAGCUUUUCACUGUCUGUACUUGACUUUGACUCUUAAUAUGUUUCUUUGGAGUUAUGGAACAAACCAGAGCUUUACACUGAAUCUAGAUUCCUCUGUUGAUAAAGUUUCCCUCAUAAUUGAAAACCAGAAUGUAAAAGCUGUCUCCAGAAAAUACCAGUCUGUAAGGCAAGUGUUACUUCUGCAGCAAAAAGGUGACUCCAUAUUGAGCUGAUCUCUAAAAGCUGGUCACAAGCACUUCAUUGAGAUGCACUUUGUCUGUGGGUAGUUUGUUAAGAAAACCACAGAGUCCUGAUUAUCUCAAAGUUAUCAAAGCUGUAUGUUCAGGAUUUAGUUUUAGAUUCCAACAUCUGUUGUUAACAAAAUACCUGAUGUGUCUUUCAUUAAUAAAAGGGUAUUAUGCUCAUUUCCAGGGUUUAUAUGUUCCUCUGUAGCAGCUUAACAUGAAAGGGUAUUAUGCUCAUUUCCAGGGUUUAUAUGUUCCUCUGUAGCAGCUUAACAUGAUUUACAACUGAGAAAACUUCAUUUAUCUAAGGCUGGUGUCCUUGAAAACCCAAAUUUUCUGUCUGAAAAGCUUAUUUUCAGCAACUGUCUCUUUAAGGCCUCCCCUUACAAGUCCACUUUCUUUUAAUUGUCAGCCCUGUUGCUCACUGUUGCUACAAAGUUAUUGUCAUUGAGUUAACAUGUGUUUCUCUAUUUAAAUGAUAAUAUAGCCACCUGUUUUGGAUCUGAAUGUGACCCUGAACAUUUAGAAAGGUAACAACGACAGACAACAACAAGGAGAUACCCAGCAAUAAAGAACAGAGCAGGACAUUUCUGUUUGGUGGGAACAACAUUUGUUAUGCUCUUUUAAGGAGAUUCACCAAUCACUUAUGUUACAAAUAGAGCCAUCUCAUGUCCCUGGCUUAAAUCUCCUGUGACUUCAUGAACAAGCUGUUCAGAGCAGUCUGCAGUCUCAUCCUUGGAUUAAAUGCUGGCCUCACAGUGUGAAACUUUGCCCACGUUUCAUACUGACAUUCAAAAUGUAUCUUUAUAUUUGUUAGUAAAAUAUGAAAAAGCAUAAUGCUAUCUCUUCAAACCCAAGGUGGAAAGGCAUAAAACUGCUGCAGAAUUGUCUGUUACAUGAGGAGAAACUGUUUAUAAUAUCAUUAAUGUAGGUGACUAUCCUGUCCCUUAUAAUGUGAUAGAUUGAAGACCAAACUCUGUUUGCAUUUGUGUGUAUUUUGUAAAUGGGCUGUUUGAGUGAACAACAUUUUUUAUGAGAAAAUAAAACUGUUCUACAUUUGCA
This is a messenger RNA of Notolabrus celidotus (New Zealand spotty), 5635 nucleotides long. RefSeq lists its product as uncharacterized. The transcript has 3 exons. The coding region runs from base 121 to 534 and encodes 137 amino acids. The record is from RefSeq and is a predicted model, not a curated record. Lineage: Eukaryota; Metazoa; Chordata; Actinopteri; Labriformes; Labridae.